GGUAUAUGCGUAUGAUGGACUAAUAGUUGUGCUUGCUCAAGCUGAUUAAAUAGGCUACGCUUCGAUAACGUCUGGUUGAAGUAGUGACUUUAUGGUUUAUUCGAUACAGCACAUCUAUUACAGUUCUUUGCGUGGUGUGGGGACGGUUGAAUAGUGUGUUUUAAUAAGAAUAUCGUGAAACGGUUGCGCACGAGUGCUAGUGUGGCAGAUACACCCGUGUAACGUUGCAUCCAGUGGAAGCGUUUUGUAUCCGUAAGCGUAAUUUAUACUAACGUCUAAACAAAGAGAGCGGUCCCGUGGUACAGUCGUCAACACGCACGACCUAGCAACAUGCGCGUUGUGGGUUCGAACCCUGGACCGUCGCCUCCGUAGCAAAGGGACUGACUUGACUUAUACACCCGCUUGGUAUUUGAUAAGUCUUGAAAGUAUUUUGUAGUAUAGACCGGCAUGAAUGGCCGCGUAGAUCGUUACGCGCUAAAUAGAAGAAGAAGAAGUAAGGCGAUCGACGGCGCUGUGUAUGGAGUGUGUGGAGUGCGUAGAUAAAGAGGUAAUGACAGACGUUUUUGACAGAAUAGAAUGGAGCACGGAGCAAACAUUCUUACAAAAUUUUAAAAGAAAUGAAGAGGCAUGUUCCUUGACCUGGCAGAAUAGAUAACAGACUGCAAACUUCUCUCAUCUUUAAGAUGAGUGUUGAUUAGUGAGAUGAGCUUCGUGAGUGUUGCUCAGUAUGGCCGGGUUCUCCAGACUUUUCAGCUCGCGGGCCGCAUUGCUCCAUAAACAACGCGGGUCGUACCUUUUGAGACCCCUGACCUAGACAAGGAAUGAGUGCUCACUCUCUGGGAAUAUUCUAAAUCCAGCAACAUAAUUGUGUUGGGCGUGUACCAGCACAGAUCAUUGCGAGAGCACUCCAGUUUUGCUCGUUGAAUUUUAAAGGCAGGCUCUUUAAAGACAUGUGCAGGGCAAACGAUUAAACGCUAACGCUUUCGAUUGCAGAUUCCACACCAAUAAAAAAAAACCACAGCCAACGUUCUUCAAUCAAGACCCGCGGCACCAUCAACCCGAACACUGGUAUACUGUGAGCAAAAUAGAAGUUUCGUUAAACAUUAUAACGAUGCAAUCGGCCCUAGAUACACCGCACCCGCUUGUUACACGCUGUAUUUGAUUUGAUGUUUGACAGUGCUUGGUGCAAAACUAAUUGCAAGUUUCUUGCAAUUAUUCAAACGUUCAUGCUAUCCUACCUUUGUGCAUAUAUGCGUGCUGAAUAAUUAUGCAAGUGUUUGGUUAAAAUGUCUACGCUCAGCUAAUGCAAAUGUACAAGCCAUGCCGUCCGCUUACAUUGUGACCUAUAUCGCUUAAGCAGGCUGUAUAAACAAACUGACCACGCGGUCUGUUUUGCGCAUCAGCGAUACGUCGCACGGAGUUGUCAAAAUGCGUUCAAAUCUUAACGACGACCAACUGCAACAAUAGACGGACUGCAACAACGGUCACCUUUGCACCUGCUCUCAUCUCGCUCGCUUCAAGCUUACGGACAGCAGGAGCACCAUAUGCAAGGAUGCCCGUUGACCUGUUGACCAGCAGCUGAUCCACGAGAUAAGGCAUUGCGAAUGUAAACACGUUGAAGCUAUAAUGUGUAAUCCAAAGUGUGUUACAAAGUACACAUUGUAUUUUAUUGCACAAAACACUCAUGGUGUUUGUCGUCUGGCAACUGCUUGACAAGGACCACCGGUGGAAAAAAACCGGAUUUUAUGGCGCGCUUUGGCAUUGCGGCAUGUUAACCACUCCACAGAUCGUAAAAGUAGCACGUAAAUCGUGCCUUUAUGAUUUUUUUAAAACCAUAGCAGAGGGAAACCGAAGAAGAUACGGUCGUGAUGGCAAGUUUUGAUUACAAGCUUGUUUCAAUGCAACACAUGGUCGAGAUGCUGAUUGUGCUGAGCUGCAAAAUGAAAUGGAAGGGCUACAUGUAGCCAGUGGUUUCCAGCCCAUCCAGCACCAAACCACGUGCGCGCUUGAGCAAAACUGAAAGAGCGUCAAAAUAUUACCCAAAUUGACAGCAAAUACCCGAACGGAAAAGUUCCACGAAUAUCACCGAACAUCACCAGCCCGAAGUGGCCCAUCUCUAGCGGAGCCCCUAUCAAAAGCAGAUGCUGACGUUGUGUGCGUCGUUGCGUGUCCACGCAUGUGUUAGCUGCCUCUGGACCUUAACUUCAUAUAUCAUAUCAACCAAGGACGGUGCAGGAACGAGGUAAAGUAUUAGCCAAAAUCAGUUUGGCCAUCUUGGAUACCAUUUGACAGCAGAAUGCCCUUGAAAUUUCAUCAAACCCUUAAACCGAGGAGUAUCCAAACUUUCCAGGGUUCGCGGGCCGCAUUGCCUCACAUAUAAUGGUGUUGAGGGCCAUUUUUCCGUUGCUUGUAUUUAAUGCGGACGUUUAAAUUUCAUCUAUAUAAGAAAAUGCUAACAUAACGUACAAAACUUCUGCAGCUUUCUAUCAUUUAAGCUUGGUCUACGUCUCUCAAAAGCAACAGUUACAUUUUCUUUAAAAAUAGUCAAUAAUUAACCAUUAAUUUAAACCUUUAAAAAGUCGCUUCGGGCCGUAUAAUAGGCUCUCGAGGACCGUAGUUUGGAGACCACUGCCUUAAACCAUUAUUAAAAGACAUUCAAAAAUCAAUUUACAAUUUUCUUCUGAUGAUCAGACCGAUUUAUCAUUUGUAUCAGAAUUAAAAUUUGAAUCGUAAAGGGCUCUUAGAUGUCAAACUGCCUAUAACGAACUUUUGACUACUUGUCAAAUCGUUAUAUAUUACUUGACCUCGUUCCUACACUGUCCUUGAUAGCGACCAUGUUGUCCACAUAUGAAGCAAACCGGUUUUUGUCUAGCUGGAGCAGUAACAAUAAGCGUCGAAAUGUAUGGGGUAUCCACAGCCACAAUCAUAUCCACAUCUAGGUGUGAUCCUGUCUCUUUCCUGCGCACGGUGCAGUAUUUGCCCAAAACGCACAUGUGUGAAAUUGACGAGAGAGAAACAGAAAAGAAAGAAAGAAAAAAAAAACAAUCAACAGCAAACAAACAAUCGCUCCGGUUGAGGUUAGAAAAGUGUUGACGAUCAUUUACACGUGCGCCAUCCUACUGGAAGCGUAGUUAAAAACGUUAAAGGAUUUCAAGGGGCAAAUCAGCAAAUCGGUUGAAGGAUUCAUUCCGUAAGCAGUUUGAAAAGUAGAGCACGCGAUCGACAAUGGGACCGAAAGAGAUGGAGAGCGAGCGGCGGGACGAGCCGCCACCGGUUGAGGCGGCCGAGACGGUCGAGUACCGGCCGGCGACGGCUUCGCUCGUGCUCGAGGAUGGCACGAUCAUGCACGGGCACCCGUUCGGGGCGCCGCUGUCGGUCGACGGCGAGGUCGUGUUUCAGACGGGCAUGGUCGGCUACCCGGAAUCGAUGACCGAUCCGUCCUACCACGGCCAGGUGCUGGUGCUGACGUACCCGCUGAUCGGGAACUACGGCAUCCCGGACGCGGACCUGGACGAGUGCGGGCUGAUGCGCCACUUCGAGUCGAACAAUCGCAUCUGGACGGCGGGCCUGGUGGUGGGCGAGAUCUGCGACGAGCCGUCGCACUGGCGCAGCAAGCUGACGCUGUCGGAGUGGAUGGCCCGGCACGGUGUGCCCGGCAUCAGCGGGAUCGAUACGCGUGCGCUCACGAAGAAGAUACGCGAGAAUGGCACGAUUUUGGGUAAGAUUGUGCAGUCGCGCGUGACGUCCAUUGCGGGCUUCAACUUUAGCAACCAAAACCUGCGCAACCUGGUGGCGGAGGUGUCGCUGGCGCAGCCGCGCACCUACAACCCGACCGGGUCGCCGCGCAUCUGCGCGAUCGACUGCGGGCUGAAGCUGAACCAGGUGCGCUGCUUCGUGAGCCGGGGCGCCCGGCUGGACGUGGUGCCGUGGAACGCACGCCCCGAUCCGGCCGAGUACGACGGCCUGUUCCUGUCGAACGGUCCGGGCGAUCCGGAGACGUGCCGGGAGGUGGUGGACAAUCUGCGCGCGCUGCUGCAGCCGACCGACGGGCCCGUCAAGCCCAUCUUCGGCAUCUGCCUCGGGCACCAAAUUCUGUCCACGGCGGCCGGCUGCCGCACGUUCAAGAUGCGGUACGGCAACCGGGGCCACAAUCUGCCCUGCAUGCAUCUCGGCACGCGCCGCUGCUACAUGACGUCGCAGAACCACGGGUUCGCGGUCGACUCGAGCGAGAUGCCGGCGGGCUGGGAGGAGCUGUUCACCAACCUGAACGACGGCACGAACGAGGGCAUCGUGCACCGGACGCGCCCGUACUUUAGCGUCCAGUUCCACCCGGAGCAUACGGCCGGCCCGACCGACCUGGAGGUGCUGUUCGACGUGUUCCUGGAGGUGGUGCGCGAGUACCGCGGGGGCGCGCAGGCCGCCCUCGAUGCCGCCCCGACCGUGCGGGAGCGCUUGAACGAGCGGUUGCGCUUUGUGCCGCCCGUCCCGAUCGAGCUGGAGCGGCCGAAGAAGGUGCUGAUCCUCGGGUCGGGCGGGCUUUCCAUUGGGCAGGCGGGUGAGUUCGAUUACUCCGGGUCGCAGGCGAUCAAAGCGCUGAAGGAGGAACGCAUCCAGACGGUGCUCAUCAACCCGAACAUCGCGACGGUGCAGACGUCCAAGGGGCUGGCGGACAAGGUGUACUUCCUGCCCAUCACCAGCCACUACGUCGAGCAGGUGAUCAAGGCGGAGCGGCCGGGCGGCGUGCUGCUAACGUUCGGCGGCCAGACCGCCCUCAACUGCGGCGUGGAGAUGGAGCGGGCGGGGCUGUUCGCGCGGUACGGCGUGCGCAUCAUGGGCACGCCGAUACGCUCCAUCAUCGAGACGGAGGAUCGGAAGCUGUUCGCCGAGCGGGUGGGGGAGAUCGGCGAACGGGUCGCACCGUCCGCGGCCGUCUACUCCAUCCAGGAGGCGCUGGAGGCGGCGGACCGCAUCGGCUACCCGGUGAUGGCGCGGGCCGCCUUCUCGCUCGGCGGGCUCGGGUCGGGCUUUGCGAGCAGCGCGGACGAGCUGCGGGCGCUCGCGAGCCAAGCGCUCGCCCACUCGAACCAGCUCAUCAUCGACAAGUCGCUGAAGGGCUGGAAGGAGGUCGAGUACGAGGUGGUGCGGGACGCGUACGACAACUGCAUCACCGUGUGCAACAUGGAGAACGUGGACCCGCUCGGCAUCCACACCGGGGAGAGCAUCGUGGUCGCGCCUUCGCAGACGCUGUCGAACCGCGAGUACAACAUGCUGCGCUCGACCGCGAUCCGCGUCAUCCGGCACUUUGGCGUGGUGGGCGAGUGCAACAUCCAGUACGCGCUGAACCCGGAGUCGGAGGAGUACUACAUCAUCGAGGUGAAUGCGCGCCUGUCCCGCAGCUCGGCGCUCGCGAGCAAGGCGACCGGGUACCCGCUGGCGUACGUGGCGGCGAAGCUGGCGCUUGCGAUCCCGCUGCCCGACAUACGCAACUCGGUGACGGGCGUGACGACCGCCUGCUUCGAGCCGAGCCUCGACUACUGCGUGGUGAAGAUGCCGCGCUGGGAUCUGGCCAAGUUUGCGCGCGUCAGCAAGAACAUCGGCAGCUCGAUGAAGAGCGUCGGCGAGGUGAUGGCGAUCGGGCGCACGUUCGAGGAGGCGUUCCAGAAGGCGCUGCGCAUGGUGGACAGUGUGAGCGGGUUCGACCCGUACCUGAAGCCGGUGAACGAGCAGGAGCUGGAGCAGCCGACCGACAAGCGCAUGUUCGUGCUGGCGGCCGCGCUCAAGGCGGGCUACAGCGUGGAGCAGAUCUACGAGCUGACCAAGAUCGACCGGUGGUUCCUGCGCAAGAUGAAGGGCAUCAUUGACUUCACGGUCGAGUUGGAGGGGCUGGAGCACGGGUGCGUGCCGGAGGCGGCGAUGCUGCGCGAGGCGAAGCGGCUCGGCUUCUCCGACCGCAUGAUUGCGCAGUGCGUGAAGAGCACCGAGCUGGCGGUGCGCACGCAGCGCAAGGAGCACGGCGUGCUGCCGUACGUGAAGCAGAUCGACACGGUGGCGGGCGAGUGGCCGGCCUCGACCAACUACCUCUACCUGACGUACAGCGCGACGGAGAGUGAUGUGGAGUUCCCGGGCCAGUACACGAUGGUGAUCGGGUCGGGCGUGUACCGCAUCGGCAGCUCGGUCGAGUUUGACUGGUGUGCGGUCGGGUGUCUGAAGGAGCUGCGCCGCCUCAACCACAAAACCAUCAUGGUGAACUACAACCCGGAAACGGUCAGCACGGACUACGACAUGUGCGACCGGCUGUACUUCGAGGAGAUUUCGUUCGAGGUCGUGAUGGACAUUUACGACGCGGAGCAGCCGACGGGAAUCAUCCUGUCGAUGGGGGGCCAGCUGCCGAACAACAUCGCGAUGGAUCUGCACCGGCAGCAGGCCCGCAUACUCGGCACGUCGCCCGAGUCGGUCGACAGUGCGGAGAAUCGGUUCAAGUUCUCCCGCAAGCUCGACCGGAAGGGCAUCCUGCAGCCGCGCUGGAAGGAGCUGACCAACCUUGAGUCGGCGAUCGAGUUCUGCGAGGAGGUGGGCUACCCGUGCCUGGUGCGGCCGUCCUACGUGCUGUCGGGGGCGGCGAUGAACGUCGCCUACUCGAACCAGGACCUCAAGACGUACCUGAAGCACGCGUCGGACGUCAGCAAGGAGCAUCCGGUGGUGAUAUCCAAGUUUCUGAUCGAGGCGAAGGAGAUCGACGUGGAUGCGGUGGCGGCGGACGGCGUCAUCCUCUGCAUGGCCGUGUCCGAGCACGUGGAAAAUGCGGGCGUGCAUUCGGGCGACGCGACGCUGGUGACGCCGCCGCAGGACCUCAACCGGGAGACGCUGGAGCGCAUCAAGGAGAUUGCGCGCGACAUUGCCGACCUGCUGGACGUGACCGGCCCGUUCAACAUGCAGCUGAUCGCGAAGAACAACGAGCUGAAGGUGAUCGAGUGCAAUGUGCGCGUGUCGCGCUCGUUCCCGUUCGUGUCCAAGACGCUCGACUUUGACUUUGUCGCGCUGGCGACGCGCGUCAUCGUCGGCCACACGGACAUUGAGCCGGUGGAGGUGAUGCACGGGCGGGGGCUGGUGGGCGUCAAGGUGCCACAGUUUAGCUUUUCGCGGCUGGCCGGCGCCGACGUGAUGCUCGGGGUGGAGAUGGCCUCGACCGGGGAGGUGGCGUGCUUUGGCGAGAACCGGUACGAGGCUUACUUGAAGGCGAUGAUGUCAACCGGUUUUCAGAUGCCGAAAAAGUCCAUUCUGCUCAGCAUCGGGAGCUACAAGCAUAAAAUGGAGCUGCUGCCCUCGAUACGCAUACUGGAGAAGAUGGGCUACAAGCUGUACGCGUCGAUGGGGACGGGCGACUUUUACACCGAGCACGGGGUUGAGGUCGAGAGCGUACAGUGGACGUUCGAUUCGCUCGCCGCGUCGGAAGGUGACGGGGGUGGCAAUGGGGGCGCGGGCAGUGAGCUGCGCCAUCUGGCGGAAUAUCUCGCCAACAAGCAGUUCGAUCUGGUGAUCAACCCGCCGAUGAGUGGGGGCGGCGCCCGGCGCGUCUCCUGCUUCAUGACGCACGGCUACCGCACCCGCCGCCUGGCCGUCGACUACUCGAUCCCGCUCGUGACGGACGUGAAGUGCGCGAAGCUGCUGGUCGCCGCCAUGCAGCGCAUCGGGGGCGUGCCGGCCAUGAAGACGCACAUCGACUGCAUGUCCUCGCGGCUGAUGGUGAAGCUGCCCGGCUUCAUCGACGUGCACGUGCAUCUGCGCGAGCCGGGCGCCCCGCACAAGGAAACGUUCGCGACCGGGACGGCGGCCGCGCUGGCCGGCGGCAUCACGAUGGUGCUGGCGAUGCCGAACACGCAGCCGGCCAUCGUCGACCGGGCCGCGUUCCAGCAGGCGUCCGAGCUGGCCCAGAAGGGGGCCCGGUGCGACUACGCCCUGUACGUCGGCGCGUCCUCCAACAACUACGGCACGGUGCACGAACUGGCGGCGCAGGCCGCCGGGCUCAAGCUCUACCUGAACGAAACGUUCACCACGCUGCGGCUGAACGGGCUGUCCGUGUGGCAGGCUCAUCUGGCCAGCUGGCCGAAGCGGGCGCCGCUGUGUGUGCACGCGGAGCGCGAAACGAUGGCGGCCGUGCUGCUGCUCGCCUCGCUGACCGAUCGGCCGAUCCACGUGUGCCACGUGGCGCGCAAGGAGGAGAUACUGCUGAUCAAGGCGGCGAAGGAGCGCGGCCUGAAGGUGACGUGCGAGGUGUGCCCGCACCAUCUCUUCCUGUCCACCGCCGAUCUGGACCGGAUCGGGGCGGGCCGCGGCGAGGUGCGGCCGGUGCUGUGCAGCCCCGAGGACCAGCAGGCGCUCUGGGACAAUCUGGACGUGGUGGACGUGUUCGCGACGGACCACGCGCCGCACGCGCGCGAAGAGAAGGAGUCGGACAAUCCGCCGCCCGGCUUCCCCGGGCUGGAGACGAUCCUGCCCCUGCUGCUGACGGCCGUCACCGACGGCCGGCUGACGAUGGACGAGCUGGUGAGCAAGUUCCACCACAACCCGCGCCGCAUCUUCAACCUGCCCGAGCAGCCGAACACGUACGUCGAGAUCGAUCUGAGCGAGGAGUGGAUCAUCCCGGACCGGCCGCAACACUCCAAGGCCCACUGGACGCCGUUCUCGGGCCGGCGGGUGAAGGGCUGCGUCCAUCGCGUGGUGCUGCGCGGCGAGACGGCCUACGUCGACGGGCUGGUGCUGGUCGGCCCGGGCUACGGGCAGAACGUGCGCGAGUGGCACGGUGGCAAGCCGCCACUGCUCGGCGCCGGCUCGAUCGAGCGCAUCGACGCGCUGAACCACUCGGCCGGGUCCGGGUCCGGGGUGGGCGGGCUGCGCACGGCCGACCUCGAGCCGGACCUGCAGACGAACGAGGCGUUCUACCAGCUGCUCUCGCCCGACGGCACCAAUGCGCACGUGAAGCAGCUCGGCGUACACUUUGCCGGCGAGCAGUCGGCGCUGCGGCCGGUCUCGCCGCUGCCCGCCCGGGUGCGCUGCGACUCGACCGGCAACCAGUCGGUGGCCGGCGGCAGACCGCUCGAGCCGCUCGGCAUCCACACCGCAGGGCUGGUGCGCGACCGGCAGCUGGUCGGCCGGCACGUGCUCACGGUGGACAUGUUCACCAAGGAGCAUCUGAACGAGAUCUUCCACCUGGCGCAGACGAUGAAGGCCCGGGUGGCGAAGGAGCGAGCGCUGGACGAUCUGCUGCGCGGCAAGGUGAUGGCGUCCAUCUUCUACGAGGCCAGCACGCGCACCAGCUGCAGCUUUGCGGCGGCGAUGCAGCGCCUCGGCGGCCGCGUCGUCCACGUGGACGAGACGUCCUCGUCCGCGGUAAAGGGCGAAACGCUCGAGGACAGCAUCCAGGUGAUGGCGGGGUACGCGGACGUCGUUGUGCUGCGCCAUCCACUGCCCGGUGCGGUCACGCGCGCUGCCCAGCACUGCCGCAAGCCGCUGAUAAACGCGGGCGACGGCGUCGGCGAGCAUCCGACCCAGGCCCUGCUGGACAUCUUCACGAUACGCGAGGAGAUCGGCACGGUGAACGGGCUGACGAUCACGAUGGCGGGCGACCUGAAGCACGGCCGGACGGUUCACUCGCUCGCCCGGCUGCUCACGAUGUACAACGUGAACGUGCGGUACGUCUGCCCGCCCGGGCUGGAGAUGCCGGCCCACAUCCGCGAGUACGUCGACCGGAAGGGCAUCUCGCAGCGCCAGUUCGACACGCUCGAGUCCGCGAUCGCCGACACGGACGUGCUGUACAUGACGCGCAUCCAGCGCGAGCGGUUCGAGAGCGAGCAGGAGUACGAGAAGUGCUGCGGACAGCUGAUCCUAACGCCCCAGAUAAUGACGCUCGCGAAGCGACGCAUGAUCGUGAUGCACCCGUUGCCGCGCGUCUUCGAGAUCAGCGUGGAGAUUGACAGCGAUCCGCGGGCGGCCUACUUCCGCCAGGCCGAGUAUGGAAUGUACGUGCGCAUGGCCCUGCUGGCGAUGGUGCUGGGACGCAUCUGACGCGCGAUCGUUGCAUAAGGCUGUGCUGUGAUGUGCCACCGCCCCUGCACUGGCCCAGUGCCAGCAGUGGUUUUACAGGAGUUGCCGGUGUCCGAGUUCCGGACGGUGGAGGCACACUUUCUGCACCUUUUGCGGAUGUAGUGUGAGUGUGAUGCGUUUGAUGACGAUGGUGAGGAAGAUCUUGCUGAAUCUUGCGUGGGAUGUUGAUGUGGAUUAAGGUGUCACCCGUAUUGGAGUGUCAAUGUUCAUCUAAAUCCACAUUUCACGACCCUGAAGAUGCAACAAGAGCAUCAUUAUCGCACCAAACUAGUAUCACUUCGCACCGUUUCUUGCAAUGACAGCAUCGUGACAUUCGAGAUGGCGCUGUCAUUGCAAGACACGGGAGUCGGAAAGAGGGCAGAAAGUGUGCCACCAAUAGUCGAAGAUCGUUGUAGAACCCUUGUCACUUAGAACUUGCGAAGCUACCACACACACGCGCGCCACCGAAUCUACCAAUGCCGAACCACUUCAGGACGACCCAGUCCACUAAUUCUAACAACAUCUAAGUGCACUCGUUACAUCUCCGCACGCAAAACUCACUUAAAGCUACGCCCUAAAAGGUUGCACCCGUUGCUUUCCCCCCCUGCACACAUUCCCUUACCUACACCUAGCAGCUCUGUAGCCGUGUUACAAAGCAGUCUCUAUACACAAUAAAAACAACAACAACAAAACAA
Anopheles arabiensis is the source of this 10775-nucleotide messenger RNA. RefSeq names its product CAD protein (gene rudimentary). Gene Ontology annotation, molecular function: carbamoyl-phosphate synthase (glutamine-hydrolyzing) activity; metal ion binding; hydrolase activity, acting on carbon-nitrogen (but not peptide) bonds, in cyclic amides. Gene Ontology annotation, cellular component: carbamoyl-phosphate synthase complex; cytoplasm. Bases 3226 to 10062 code for a protein of 2278 amino acids. NCBI's taxonomy places the organism in Eukaryota, Metazoa, Arthropoda, Insecta, Diptera, Culicidae. Gene Ontology annotation, biological process: L-arginine biosynthetic process; L-glutamine metabolic process; 'de novo' pyrimidine nucleobase biosynthetic process. The record is from RefSeq and is a predicted model, not a curated record. The transcript is spliced from 7 exons.